AUGUACGAUUCGACGGAAGAUGAGAAAGGAGAGAAGACGUCGGAUGAAGAAGAACAUCCGAGACCGCGACCUCCAACACCAGCUGUAACGAUGCCAUCAACGAGUAACAGUCAGACACAGACGGUGCAGCUGCCAUUGACACGGAGGGAAAGGGCUCUUUCGAGUUCUAGCAAUGAGUCGAGUACCUAUAUGCCGACACUUCCAUCCAGUGUAUUUCAUGCACCGAGUGGCACUAGAGCCACUAGACAAUCCUCAACUCGUGGCAGCCAAGUCGUUUGUUUCUCUGCAACUGGUAAUUCUCGUCUCCGAAACACAAAUCGCGACGGAGAUGAUCGAUCGGCGGAGAGUAUUUGGCAAAUGGAGCAAAUCAUGGAGCUCAUCGAACAGACACACAAUCGACGAAGCCUCGGACCCGAGCUCCCCAAUCUUCCGUUAUCCAGCAUAAUGGAUCGUCGUGCAUCAUCGAACAUCCGAAAAAGCUAUUAUUAUCCGAUGAAAAUCAUGUUUCCAAAGGCUCAAAGUUUCAAUUUGAAAGUGGAUCGAAUGAGUGUGGAUCGUCUGUUCGAUCGAAACCAUACAAUUUGGUCGUUGAUUUUUGACAUUGUCCUAGCAACUACAGUAUCCCUGCUUGCCGUUCUUGUUAUUGAUGCUCGAAUAUUCUAUGAUUAUUCCCUAGUGGCAUUCUGUUUUGUCGUUGCGUCCGCUCAGUUUUCCCUUCUGAAAAGUGUCCAACCAGAUGCAUCAUCUCCAAUUCAUGGAUUCAAUUGGAUUGCCAGCUACAAUCGACCCAUUUAUUUUUGUAUCAUGGCUCUUGGAUUACUGUAUGUUCAUCAUGUGGCUGAUGGAAAAAAUGCGGAUGAGAAUCAGGACGAGCUGAUGUGGAAUUGGAAUCCGUUUAGAUUCUAUAUGAUGCCCAACUCAUCAAUUCUAAUUGCACUCCGUGAUCUCUUUUCGAUUCUUUUGCUCCUCCUCCCAGUUGCCUUUACACUUGGAUGGCUUCCCCAAUUCAAUACUUUGGCUCAUCACGUCGCCGAACAACUUGAGAUGCACAUUUUUGGAGGAACAGCUUCUUUUAGCGUCUUCUCGGCAUGUGUCCAGCUGGCGAAAAGCUCGUGUUUCUAUGUGGCUCUUUGUGUCUUAUGCCGAUUUGCCUACACAUUCUCCCCGAACUCCACUCAGAAUCCUAUGUUUUCUGCAUUCGUGGCUACAAGUGUUGCCGUUUCAUAUCUGCUCUCCAGAAUGUCAUCUAAUCAGAAUCUCACUGUGAUUCUUUUCGAUAUUCUGAUAGCUCCGUUCCGAAAGAAAUCAGAAGAAGAGGUGGAAGAAGAAGAGGCUGCGGCGAACACACCGUCCAUUUCAACGGCAAGAGAUGAAAUGCCAAAAAUGGUUAGGAAGACAGUUGGAGAACGAGCAAGAUACGAUUUGAUAUUCUCGAUUUUCUUGAUCGCAUUCUUUUUUGGACUUCACUCGACGUCGCUGUUCACUGCGACCCAACCAUAUUUCACGUAUGCCAUCACCGGAGUUUGCGUCUUUUUCGGUGUCAUCAACCACUACCUGUUCCCCCAAUUCCGAUCUCAUACACCAUGGCGUGCCGUCUCUUCCCCGUUGCUCAAAUCUGCUGAACACUCUCAAUUCGAAUCUCCAGAAGCCGCAAAACUAAUGUAUUUUGAAGCGAUUCAUCUGUGGAUGGUGGCCAUUGAGCGGAAUAUCGCAUAUCCCUUGCUAAUCAUCUCCAUAGUAACCGAGAACAGUUGGACAGUUCCAUUCCCUUGGUUCAUCCUUCCUCUCGUCUGUCUACGUCUUCUUCGUGGUGGAUUCUCUCAACCACAACUCAUGUACAUUCCAGUUGGAGUCGCUUUCCUUGCCGCUGCUUUUGAUCUCAAACAUGUCAUUGAUAUACAGUAUGAUGGAAAGUCCCUGACUUCCUGGAAUCUCUUGCCCAUUAUUAUGUACAUCUGUGUCUCGUUCUAUCCAAAAGUUGUGGAGCUGUAUCUGAAAAUCGCCUUCAUUGGAGCAUAUGUGGCUCCAUGGCAAAUCAGUUGGGGAAGUGCAUUCCAUGCUUUUGCGCAACCAUUUUCGGUUCCCCAUUCAGCGUUGAUCGCUAUCCAAACUGUCAUUUCGAGUAUCAUAAGUGCCCCACUGAACCCAUUCUUAGGAUCCUCAUUCUUCACCUCAUCCUAUGUUCGACCUGUCAAAUUCUGGGAGAAAGACUAUAAUACGAAACGAACAGAUGCCUCGACGAUGAGACUUUCAUCGCAAAUCGAUCGAGGACCAAUGAUGGAUGACAGUAAUCUGAAUGCAGUUUUCUAUGAGCAUUUGACACGGUCUCUACAAAAAAGUCUUGCUGGAGACUUGGCAAUGGGGAGAUGGGCAACGAGUGUUCAACCAGGAGAUUGUUUUGUGUUGGCGAGUUUUUAUCUCAACUCUCUGGUCCACAUCAUCGAAGUCGGCAACGGAUUCGUCACUUUCCAACUGCGUGGUCUAUUCCGCGGCACCUAUUGUCACCAGAGAGAAGUCGAAGCGAUCACAGAAGACAUUCGAGAUGGAAGUGGAUUAUGUUGUUGUUCUCCUGGAUCUCUUCCUGGGUUCUUAUCAUUCAACACUUCAUGGAAUCUCAGAUGGUUGGCUUGGGAAGUGGUAUCCGGAAAGUAUAUAAUUGAUGGAUACAGUAUUUCGGAUAACUCGGCUGUCAAUUUGUUGCAGGUUCAUGAACUCCGUCGAUUAUUGGUAACCCUUUACAUUAAAUGCAUCAUCUACUAUACAUUCAAAUCCAAUAAACUUCGACUUUGGAUGCAGAGUGAAGCGGUUGCAGUUUGGAUCAAAACUGUAAUCGAGAAACAAGACUACACGGAUGUCGAUUCAAUAUUUUGUCCAACAAACGACGAGGAUUACGAUAAUGGACAAUCGGGAAUCUCUAGAGCAAGUUUCAACAACGUCUACGCCACAUGGAUGAGUUAUUGUUCUGAAAAACGAAAGGAGACGGCACAGGAUGAAAGCGAAGACCUCAAUGAAUCAAUGGCAUUCUGUUAUCUUCUAUCACUUGUUGGACGCCGAUCUCUUGGAACCGCAUCGUAUAAUCGACAUUCGAGUGCUGCUGAAUCGUUCCUGUAUGGCCUUCACUCGCUCUUCAAGGGAGAUUUCAGAAUCACAUGUCAACGAGACGAAUGGGUGUUCACUGACAUGGAUAUGCUGCGAUGUGUCGUUGCUCCAGCAGUGAAAAUGGCUCUGAAACUUCAUCAAGAUCAUUUUGCACAAUUCGAAGAAUUCGAUGAAGAUGAAGGACUUUACACAACUAUUGGAGAUUACCAGACAAAAAUGUUCAUUUCUCACGAACAAGAUCCUGGAUGGAGAAAUGCGAUUCUGGCGAAUACUCCGAGUUUGUUAGCAUUGAGACAUAUAUAUGACGACGGACAGGACGAUUAUAAGAUUAUUAUGUUGAAUCAAAUGCAUCUCAAUAUGAGAGUCAUCAAGCUGAAUCGCGAAUGUGUCCGCGCGUUCUGGGCCGGUCAGCAACAAGAGCUCAUUUUCUUGCGAAAUCGAAAUCCCGAGCGUGGAAGUAUUCAGAAUGCAAGACAAGUCUUGAGAAAUAUGAUCAACAGUUCUGCGGAUCUCCCAGUUGGAUAUCCGAUCUACGUGUCUCCUCUAACAACUUCUCACAUUGAAUCUCACUCACAGAUUCAUAAAGUUUUUGGACCAACUUUCACUUUUGAGGGUUUCCGAGCCUUCGGUCAAAACGUGUGGGACCGUCUCCGUAAUCACUUUGGCCCAUCUGGAAGCACUUCGGCUCACCAACAACAGCAACAAGCGCAACAGGCUGCUCAAUCGGCGCCCGGCACCUCUGGAAUCCAAAUCACUAUUCCGUCGGGAACAUCAACGUCAUCUGGACCAGGAGGGCCAAAUCCAUCAUCUGGACCACCGAUUGCUCCGAGAGCACACUUCCAUGUAGGACCACCGACUCCAAGAAGCGAUGGAGAUAAGGAGACAGAUGAAGAUCAGGAGAUGAUUGUGUUAACGAUGACAACUCCUAGACAAGGAAGACGGCUCGAGAACUCAAUCGUUGAAAUGACAAAAGACGGUACCGCCCGUGUCUCUGUCCUCCAUCCCAAAUGUCGUCCUCCACUCGACGAUUCCAUUGCUGCCCCAGUCACCCUAACAGCUCCACCACAGACAGAACGAGAACGGUCGAUUAUGAGCCGUCCGAAUCUUGAAAAAAUGCUCAAAACUGGUCAAAUAAUUGGAGGAAAUCAAGAGAUGGCAAUUGGGUCGUGGGUACUAAUUAUCGAUAGUGAGCAGAUCUUCAAAUAUCUCAACGAACCAUUGAAAUCAUCCGGAGAGUGUUUGGUGGUGUGGCCAGAUGAGCUUGUGCAACAUAUGGCUGGUCGAAGCUCUUGGUUAUUCCAACCAUCUCGUGGAAUGGCUGGAAAAAUCGUUUACACAUGGUACCCAUCACAUCCACUCCGGAAUCGAAGAAGCCAUGUUGGAGAUCAUAUUCAUUUGUUAGCCCUUCCAUUGAUGCCGAAUGGCUUAGUGCCUGUGGCCGAGAAAGGACUUCGAUGUAUUGCUCCACAAGAUAUCAGCACGUUAGGAUUGUCUGGAUGUACCCCACAGGAACAACAGGAAUUCCAAACUCGCUACAUCGAUGCCCUAAUCCUUUCAAAAAUCGUCACGGGUACCGUAUCCGCUCGUACUUCAUUCCCCAAGAAACCCCCAAUUCCACCUCUAAGCAGUCGUGAUCGUGAUAGAGAUCGAGAGGCUGGAACGUCGUCUUCAACCACGCCUACUCCAGCUGCCACAUCA
Molecule: messenger RNA, 4797 nt
Organism: Caenorhabditis briggsae
Lineage: Eukaryota; Metazoa; Nematoda; Chromadorea; Rhabditida; Rhabditidae
Biological process (GO): endoplasmic reticulum organization
Cellular component (GO): membrane; endoplasmic reticulum
Source: RefSeq, a predicted model, not a curated record